AUGUUAGAAUAUCCUGGAGGACACAGCCACACAGAUCACCGCCACAGAGCCGUGGAGCUGGACUGCUGCAGCGGACUGAGGCUGACGAGCUCUGGACCCUCUGUGGGGUCUGAUCCUAGACCCUCUGUGGGACUGGAUAUGGGUCUGAUCCUAGACCCUCUGUGGGGUCUGAUCCUAGACCCUCUGUGGGGUCUGAUCCUAGACCCUCUGUGGGGUCUGAUCCUAGACCCUCUGUGGGGUCUGAUCCUAGACCCUCUGUGGGGUCUGAUCCUAGACCCUCUGUGGGGUCUGAUCCUAGACCCUCUGUGGGGUCUGAUCCUAGACUGUGUAUGGGUCUGA
Messenger RNA from Knipowitschia caucasica, 339 nucleotides. The record is from the annotation of a GenBank genome assembly. Lineage: Eukaryota; Metazoa; Chordata; Actinopteri; Gobiiformes; Gobiidae.